AUGGAUAGCAACUUUUGUUACAACUAUUAUAACAACAUAGAUAGUUAUGUAAAUAAUUUUACUGAAAAUUCAUAUAUUAAUGCUAAUGGAAAUUAUGAAAAUGAAAUUCAUAUGUAUAAAGAAAAUGUUGAAGAAGAUAAUAAUGCCUAUGCUUCCCCUUUAACUAAUACAAACAAUAAUACCAAUAAUAUCAAUAAUAUCAGCAAUAUCAACAAUAUCAAUAAUAUCAGCAAUAUCAACAAUAUCAAUAAUAUAAACAAUAUCAACGAUAUCAAUACUAUGGAUAUAAACAAUACUAUGGAUAUAAACAAUAGUAGCAUGCCCAUCAAUUCAGGGUCCAUUGGAUUGGAUGGAAAACUAACUUAUGGUAAUUCUAAUAAUGAUAUUAACCAAAACAGAAAGAGGAAAGGUCAAAAUGAUGAAAAUAAUAAUAAAAAACAUAAACGAAGAAAUUGUUGUAUAAUAUGCUCAAAAAAUAGUACCAAAUAUAAAUUUACAUGUUGUUAUGAAUAUUAUUGCUCAUUAGUAUGUUAUAGAACACAUAACACAAAAGAAUGUUUUGAAAAAAAUAAAAAAAAUUUCAAUGAAAAAAAUAUAAAUUUGGAUAAAAAUUCCAAUCAUCAUCCAAAUCAACAUCCAAAUCAAAAUUCUACAUCUAAUUCUGAAUGUCACCAAAUCCGACAAACAUAUGAUACAGACAACACAGAACCCGUUUUAUUAUCAGAAAAACAAAAAACUAGAUUAAAAGAAGAUUUAGCAUUACGAUUAUUACUCAAAAAUAAUUAUGUUCGUUCCAUUUUUAAACAAUUUACUAUAUCCAAAGAUAAAAUUACAUAUUUAUCACAUUACAUAAAUGACCCAACAAUUGUUCAAGUUAUUGAUCAUAUCAUGAAAACUAUAGACUGUUAA
Messenger RNA from Plasmodium yoelii, 909 nucleotides. Its product is annotated as zinc finger protein, putative. The transcript has a single exon. The record is from RefSeq and is a predicted model, not a curated record. NCBI's taxonomy places the organism in Eukaryota, Apicomplexa, Aconoidasida, Haemosporida, Plasmodiidae. The coding region runs from base 1 to 909 and encodes 302 amino acids.